GCGCCGCGCCCCCGCCCCCGCCGCCGCCGCCGCCCGCCCUCCCCGCCCGGCUCUGCUGCCGCCGCGGCGGCCGCUGCUGCUGCUGCUUCUGCCGCCGCUGCCGCCGCUGCUGCCUGGAUAUAGUGCGGCAGGAGCGGAGCUUGCAGUCACUUUGCGAGGAGGAGCGCGCGGGCUGCGGGCGGCUGGGGCACCCCGGAAGCGGCGGCGGCGGCUCCAGCAGAGGCGGCCGGGGCAGCGAAGGGUUCUCUCUCCAGGGCUGGACUUAAUAACUUUGAAACUGUCCACCGCUGUCACGUCCUGAACAUGAGCCUCCUCCUCUCCUUCUACCUGCUCGGGUUGCUUGUCAGUAGCGGGCAAGCUCUUCUUCAAGUGACAAUUUCACUUAGCAAAGUAGAGCUUAGUGUGGGUGAAUCUAAAUUCUUCACAUGUACAGCAAUUGGUGAACCUGAAAGUAUAGAUUGGUAUAAUCCUCAAGGAGAGAAGAUAAUUUCAACACAGAGGGUAGUGGUGCAAAAGGAAGGUGUUAGGUCACGGUUAACCAUCUACAACGCAAAUAUAGAAGAUGCAGGGAUAUAUCGUUGUCAAGCAACAGAUGCCAAAGGACAGACACAAGAAGCUACGGUAGUUUUGGAAAUUUACCAAAAACUCACUUUCAGAGAAGUGGUGUCUCCACAAGAAUUCAAACAAGGAGAAGAUGCAGAAGUCGUUUGCCGAGUUAGCAGUUCACCUGCGCCUGCUGUCAGCUGGUUGUAUCAUAAUGCGGAAGUCACCACUAUUUCCGACAAUCGGUUCGCUAUGUUAGCAAACAAUAAUUUGCAGAUUCUCAACAUCAAUAAAAGUGAUGAAGGAAUAUACAGAUGUGAAGGAAGAGUGGAGGCCAGGGGAGAAAUUGACUUCCGUGAUAUCAUUGUUAUUGUUAAUGUGCCGCCAGCAAUCUCAAUGCCUCAGAAAUCUUUUAAUGCCACAGCUGAGAGAGGAGAAGAGAUGGUGUUUUCAUGCAGGGCCUCAGGCUCUCCGGAACCCACCAUCUCCUGGUUCAGGAAUGGCAAGCUCAUUGAAGAAAAUGAAAAGUAUAUAUUGAAAGGGAGCAAUACAGAACUCACUGUCAGGAACAUAAUGAAUAGUGAUGGUGGUCCUUAUGUCUGCAGGGCCACAAAUAAGGCAGGAGAAGAUGAAAAGCAAGCGUUCCUCCAAGUCUUUGUACAGCCUCACAUAAUACAGCUUAAAAAUGAAACUACAUAUGAGAAUGGUCAAGUCACACUCAUAUGUGAUGCAGAAGGGGAGCCUAUUCCAGAAAUCACUUGGAAAAGAGCUGUGGAUGGCUUCACGUUCACUGAAGGUGAUAAGAGCCCAGAUGGCCGUAUCGAAGUCAAAGGGCAGCAUGGAAGCUCAUCACUGCAUAUUAAAGAUGUGACGUUGUCAGAUUCAGGGAGAUAUGACUGUGAAGCUGCAAGUAGAAUUGGAGGGCACCAAAAGAGCAUGUACCUGGAUAUUGAAUAUGCCCCCAAGUUUAUAUCAAACCAAACAAUUUAUUACUCUUGGGAAGGAAAUCCUAUCAAUAUAAGUUGUGAUGUGAAAUCCAAUCCACCAGCAUCAAUUCACUGGAAAAGAGAGAAAUUAGUCUUACCUGCUAAAAACACAACCAAUUUAAAGACAUAUAGUACAGGAAGAAAGAUGAUAUUAGAGAUUGCACCUACAUCUGACAAUGACUUUGGACGCUAUAAUUGCACAGCCACUAAUCGUAUAGGAACAAGAUUUCAAGAAUAUAUUCUAGCUUUGGCUGAUGUGCCAUCCAGUCCCUAUGGAGUGAAGAUCAUAGAGUUGUCACAGACCACAGCCAAGGUUUCUUUCAACAAACCAGACUCCCAUGGAGGUGUGCCUAUUCAUCACUAUCAAGUGGAUGUCAAAGAAGUGGCGUCAGAAAUAUGGAAAAUAGUACGCUCCCAUGGAGUUCAAACAAUGGUUAUUUUGAGCAAUCUGGAACCAAAUACAACUUAUGAAAUCAGGGUUGCAGCUGUAAAUGGAAAGGGGCAAGGAGACUAUAGUAAAAUAGAAAUCUUCCAAACAUUACCAGUUCGUGAACCAAGUCCUCCAUCCAUACAUGGACAGCCAAGCAGCGGGAAGAGCUUUAAACUCAGCAUCACCAAACAGGAUGAUGGAGGGGCCCCUAUUUUGGAAUACAUUGUGAAAUACAGAAGUAAAGAUAAGGAAGACCAAUGGCUAGAGAAAAAAGUGCAGGGAAAUAAGGACCACAUCAUUUUGGAGCAUCUCCAGUGGACCAUGGGGUAUGAAGUUCAGAUUACAGCUGCCAAUAGAUUGGGAUAUUCUGAACCUACUGUUUAUGAAUUCAGCAUGCCACCAAAGCCCAACAUUAUUAAAGAUACGCUUUUUAAUGGUCUUGGGCUUGGAGCAGUCAUUGGCCUGGGAGUUGCUGCGCUUCUGCUAGUUCUUGUGGUAACAGACGUCAGCUGCUUCUUUAUUCGGCAAUGUGGGUUGCUGAUGUGCAUCACUAGGAGAAUGUGCGGAAAGAAAAGUGGCUCCAGUGGCAAAAGUAAAGAACUCGAAGAAGGAAAAGCUGCAUACCUGAAAGAUGGAUCAAAAGAACCAAUAGUGGAGAUGAGAACAGAGGAUGAAAGAAUUACUAAUCAUGAAGAUGGGAGCCCAGUGAACGAGCCAAAUGAAACCACACCACUAACAGAACCUGAAAAAUUGCCUUUAAAGGAAGAAAAUGGGAAAGAAGUUCUAAAUCCGGAAACUAUAGAAAUUAAAGUUUCUAAUGACAUCAUCCAAUCAAAAGAAGAUGACAGCAAAGCCUAACAAUAUUACAGGGGCGUGAACAACACUACAAAGAGAAUUUGGAUUGCAGUGACCCUAUGACCAAAACUAUUCCAUUGACCUUAAUUUCUUGGGAAACUUCUAGCUUGGAAUAGCUUGUACACAUAUACAUAUGAUCAAAUACUCCUGCCCAUGGUCCACUCCUUUUCUGAUUGUUGUUGUUGUUGCUGUUGUUGUUAAUUUUGUUAAGAAUUUCAGUAUCGAGACCUGACUGGCACCAACACUUGGUUAUUCAAUUUGAAUCUAUGCCUGAAGUACUGGAGUAUAUUAUAUGGCUAAUGUGCUCUAUUUCUUAAGAACUAUAUUUAAUACAACCAACAAAUAUAUUUUAACCUCUCUAACAAAUAGUGGUCAAGGAAAAAAGAAAACAAAACAACAACAUUGUGAGCUACAUGUGUAAGAAUGCCCUGCAUGUGUAUAAGUCCUAUUCUGGGCAAAUAGAUUUUUAAAGUGGCUUUCGACUUCAAGAUGAAGGCACUUAAUAAUGGUUAUUCAUUUUAUCAGGGGAAUUUCAGGGAAACUAGGCUUGAAAGAGCCAGUUAUCUUUAGCAGAUAUUAAGAGUGGAAAACUUUGGGGAACUCAUUUCAAGUUAUGGUUUAGUGCAUUUUCAAAAUUGAUUUUUGAUAGACUAAAGUGCCAGAUCAAAAUUGUUACCCAUUUGAAAGAAUAUUAGUUGUAUAUAAAAUUAGAUUAGAAAGACUUUCUAAAUCUCUAUCUCUUUAUAUAUGUCCUAUUCAUUCACAAUGGAUUACACAAAAAAUAAAUGUAUUGCGAGUGAAAUAAUAUUGAUUUCUGCCCUCAGCUUCAAAUAAAGUAAUUUGAAAUGGGAACAAUAUCAAUAUGGUGUCUUGAUAUAUUUAUAAAUAUGUGAUUAUCAUUUAUUUUUAAAAUAAUUUAUCAAAAAACAAGUCUAGUGUUCAAAUACUUCAAAUCACAUCCUCAGAUGUAUUUUUAGCCCACAGUUUUAUAUAAUCUUUAAGAACUAAUUUUCCCACUGUUAUUGGUCCGUCAUUAAAUGUAAUUGGCUAAUGGAAAUUACAAUUUUAAAGCUGACAAAAUUAAGAAGAAAUUAUUUAACUUUUUAAUGUGCCAUAAAAGUAUAGAUGAUAAACAAUUAAACACCACUAUGUGUUCUAUUCUGGAUGUUCUAGCUAGAAGUUCUUUUAAGAUUUUGAUAAACAAUUUUGGUUGAAGACAUUCCUUAAAUAUUCAACACAAACUUUCUAAUAUCUUUUGUCAGGAUUAUACCAGAAUAAAAUACUCAUUAACUUCCAAGCUAUGCAAGCUCCUAGAGGUAAGAGUGAAAAAUGAUUUAACUUAUAUGUAAGGUUUUUUAAAGUGUUUAUGAUUAUAAGCAUUUGGAAGCAGGUUUAUUAACCUUGAGAGCCAAAGGUUUCUUUAGGCCCUGUAACAUUCAGAACCUUUGGUGUUUCAGGUGGUAUUAUAGCUCAAAUAGUGACAGAAUAGGGAAUGUGUUCCAACGGAAUAUUGGAGCAAUAUUUAGCAUUGCAGAAACCUGCUUUGGGCUUGUCUCUCUGUAGAGAUAAUCUGAUGAUUAUUAAAUGUAAAAUUAAGGCAACUCAUGAAUAUUUUUAUUUACGAAGUGCUUGAAACUGUCAGCCAAGGAGAGACAACUAAGUAAUUUUAUACAAUUCCUCACUUUUCUGUCUGCAGCAGGGCAGAAUAUGACCACCUACAUUUGAAGGCACCAAAUCAUCACAGUGUCUUUGCCAUAAAUUGCAGGGUUAUAAUGCUAGACUCUCUCCUUGCAUUCGAGUUUGGCAGAUUCUAAAGAAAAGAGCAGAAUGUUUGUGCCUACCUAAGAAUUUGAGUAGCUUCUAAACAAACAAACCAGUUAGGUCAUUUUAACUAACUUGAUUAUCCAACCGGUCUUUGACACAUUUGACUGUUGCUAUUUAGUUUAUGUUUGUCUGAUCAUCCAGAUUGCUUUAUUUUGCUGUGUUUAUUUUGUUGUUCAUUUUGUUUAGUACCAAUGUACUAAAACUAGGUCAAAAUACUUAGGUUGUUUGUGCAAAGUGUACAAGCUUAGUAAAGUGUCCAUGAAGCAAUAGCUAUGAAUGCUAAUUAUCUCUGAAUAUGGCCACAUGGUUUUAGACUAAUGAUGGUAAAAGAAUAAGGAUGACUGAGAAAGUCGAUUCGCAUGUUUACUAUUGUUAUAUUUGUGCUUUACUUCAAGAGUGCAGAAAUCAUAAUAAAUAACAAACUAUUUUUGUGUUUUCUCUAUUUGACAUUUGUUUCUCUCAUUUAUUUGGAUUUUUCUUGUAAAGAAAUUGACAUACAUUUCGUAUAUAUAUAUAUAUAUGUAUGUAUAUAUAUAUGUGUGUAUAUAUAUAUGUAUGUAUAUAUAUAUGAUGUUAAAUUUCCUGCCACUCAUGUAGAUUAAUGAUCUCAAAUUAACAGAUAAUCUGAAACUAAUUAUAGUCAGACUAUUUCAAGUGCACUGUUUCAGUUGCCCGAGUGGUCCUUACCUCUUGUCCUUGAAAUCCAUGCCAUGCCGAAACAAGGCAAUACUGUGAUAAACUAUUUUUUUUAAUAUUUCAAUGGAAUGCUCCAAAUUAUUUAUAAAAGUUUCAAAUUAAAAGAUGGCUUGUAGUAAAUUGUAAAAUAUAAGUAGAACUGAAAUAACCUGUUUCAUUCUUAUUCUAGAUUAAACAUAUACAUAUAACCGUAUAAAUGUUAUUUUUAUUGUCUGAGAGUAUUCUUAAGUAUUAGUAUAAAAUGUCAAAAAGAUUGACUGAAUAUAAAUACUGUUAAAAUAAUUUGAACCCUAUGAUAUUUUAAACCAAGAGGCAAAGAUAUCAUCGAAAACUUGGUAUUUCUUGAUAGGUUAGGUGCAAUUAGGCAGUGACAAUCUAUAAUCAACAAUAUAUAAGACAAAAGAGUAAUAUCAGAAUUUUCACACAUAUUUUGUUUUCAAAACUGGCACAAAUUAGUGUGUCAACAUAUUUUACAAUGAUGUCAAAUGAAUUUAAUUAAAAAAUUUAUUAUUUUUGUGGGGUAAGACAUUGCAAUUCUGUUGAUACUAAUGUCUAACAUUAAUGUAAUGUUUCUUAAGCUUUCUUUUAUCUUUAAUAUUAAUACCUAUAAAAGCAUUUUUCAAAGGCUAUUUGAUCCAACAAACUUCAUAUGGAUCUUAGACUUUGAAUUAAAUAUUUAUAGAAACAGAUUUUAUUAACCAUAUUAUUUAUUUGUGUGCCAACAAUUAAUUGUAACUUUGUGAUCAUACCUUUGUUUUACAGUUCUUCUUUUAAAUAAUUAAGAUGUAUUGUGCCUUUUAAUUAGCAUGACAUUCUGCUUUAUUAACAUAAAAAAACUUAACAUCCUUACAGUAUAUUUUGGUUAGAUCUGAGAUACUCGGAUGAUGCUCUCUUAUUUACAGCCAGUAAAUAAGUUCAAUUCAAACUAUUUUACCUUGAAUAUAAAAUCUAGAUAUAAUAAACUACACUGUAUAAUUUACUUUAUGUCAAAACAAUUCUUUUUAUACACACACAUGAAAUAUUCUAAUUUGUUCUGUAUUGUUUUUCUAAACAAUAAAUACACUCCAGAUACUGUGGAAAUUAAAUUUUGCCAGUUGUUAAGAUAAAGACAACAGAAAACUUUUGAAAAUUAGUCAAAUUACUAUGGUGUUUACUGGGUCAUCAUUAUUUCCAUUUGUAUGUAUUUUAUUUAGAAUAAUAAAUCAACCUUUAUUUUGGGUGAUAAGAUUGUCACUGAUGAAAACAUGUAAAGCUCAAGUGGUAGAAAUAAUAUUUUUCAUGAGUUAAUUUAGGAAAUAUUGGAAUAGGAUAUUAUAAUUAUUUAUGAGGUUCAAUAUUCUUUUUCACAGAAAAUAAGGUAAACACUGAGUUAAAACCCCCUUUACGUUUUUUUUAUAAUCAUACCCAUACCCAUAAUCGUUUAAUGUGCUUAUUCAACAAACUUUCUGAGUAUGUGGAAAUAUUUUAACGUUAAGUUGGUUAGCAUUAUUUAUCUUUAGAAAGAAAAUAUUUGCAUCUGUUUAUUAAUGCUUUGAAGCAUUAAUACUUAGUCACAUUGAAAUCACAUAUGGAUGUAUCAAUAUAGGCUGAAAUUAAAUUGUGGAUAGGUACAGACAUGAAAUACUUCAAUCUUACAAGGUAAAUAUUCAAAAAAUUUAUUUUACUCACAGACUUAAUAAUGUCUUAAUAUGAAACAACUAUAUGUGCAAAUGAGAAAUUUAUAAAAAGGCCUCACAUACAGUAGUUGUUGAACAAACAUAACUUUCGUCCAGCUCCCACCUUUCCUUUUUUAAAAAGUUAAAUUUAUCCAUGUAGAUGCAGAUAUUUAACAUUAUAUAAGAAUGCUAAUAGAUGAAUUAUUUCUUCUCAUAUAAAAGCAAAUAAUUUUAUAUUAUAUAUAAUGGUAAAUAUUUAUUUGAUAACACACUUAAUAUUCUUAGAAAAAUAGUUUGUUACUCACUUUAGUACUUUACCUAUAACAUAAAUAUAUUAUUUGAUAUCACCUCUUUAAAUUUUCAUUUUAUACACUUUUUGAGAUUCUGGCCACACAACAUUCAGAAUUAUUGCCCAUGUAAAUUUAAAUAUUGUGACUUAUUAUUUUUUUCUUUUCUGAAAUGAAAACAUAUAUCUUUGGCAUCUGCUUUUAGCCUCCCAUCAAAGAGAAUAAGCAAAACAAUCACAGUUGGAGAAUUUCAAUCAUAACCUGACAUAGGAGAGUAGAGAAACAAAGAAAUGAACAGAUCUAGAAAGGCAAACUGAAUUGCUACAUUUGGAAUAGCUAAGGACCUGACUUUGAGAAGUGCUAGACCAGGAAUGACUAGGAACAUUGCUUAGAUGGAAAAUUAUGGCCCAUUACACUGAUGCAAAGGAUAAAAGAGUGAAACACAGAGGAGAAAGAUAACAGAGAUAGAAUCCAUGAUUCAAUUUUGCAAAUACAUUUUAGAGAACAACGUGCAUACUAUAAAACAAAUGAUACUAUCAAGAACAAACCUAUUUGUUCCAACUCUUAAAGAAAUAUUCAUGGUUUAGCAUUUGCCUCUAAACCCUGUUAGAAAUAUGUGAAGUUAGAAAUAAAGGGUUUUAAAAAAAAAUUAAAAACGUUUUUGGUAUGUGGACUCUAUGCUGUAUUUAGUAUGUACUAAAGCAUACUAUCUUUUAUUUUCUUUAAUUUAUAUAUUCCAUUCAAAUUCUAUAUUCCUAAGUUAGCUACCACAACUUUUUUUAUUGUUUCAAUAUGGUAUGUCCCUAUGAAAUGCUGUAUAUAUAUGUCUAAACUGUAAAAAUUAUACUGCAAAUGUUGAAGUUUUGUAUUUAUGAGAGACAUUGAAAGUAUGGCUUAUAGUAUAUCAAACUUGUCACACUUCACCAUUUGUAUAUUAAUAGUAAAGAUACUUUUACUUUAAUAAAGUGUUGCAUUUUAUGUUUAUUUUGAAUAACA
Messenger RNA from Callithrix jacchus (white-tufted-ear marmoset), 8272 nucleotides. RefSeq names its product neural cell adhesion molecule 2 (gene NCAM2). Gene Ontology annotation, molecular function: protein binding. Gene Ontology annotation, cellular component: neuron projection; membrane. Lineage: Eukaryota; Metazoa; Chordata; Mammalia; Primates; Cebidae. Gene Ontology annotation, biological process: cell adhesion. The record is from RefSeq and is a predicted model, not a curated record.